Messenger RNA from Lobosporangium transversale, 3333 nucleotides. RefSeq lists its product as hypothetical. Gene Ontology annotation, biological process: L-citrulline biosynthetic process; 'de novo' pyrimidine nucleobase biosynthetic process; UTP biosynthetic process. The record is from RefSeq and is a predicted model, not a curated record. Gene Ontology annotation, molecular function: dihydroorotase activity; aspartate carbamoyltransferase activity; metal ion binding. Gene Ontology annotation, cellular component: cytoplasm; cytosol. The coding region runs from base 138 to 3311 and encodes 1057 amino acids. The transcript is spliced from 12 exons. Lineage: Eukaryota; Fungi; Mortierellomycota; Mortierellomycetes; Mortierellales; Mortierellaceae.
CUUCCAUUCACCGGCUUCCACCUCUGCCUUUCAGUACUGAUUGAUAUUCGACCAAGUAUCAUCUUUACGAGAAGGACCAUUCCACUUUGCAAAACCUACAUCCAAGCGACCAAAAGGAUUUCUAUUAAUCAUCAAUCAUGUAUAAGCAACUCUACAACAAAGCUCCCAAGGCGGUUUCCGUCAAGGGCUCUUCUGCUCUCCUCUCCAAUUCGUUGAUCUCGGUUCAGCGCGCCUCAAAAAACAUUAAUUCUUCUCCACUCCCGCUUCUGUCCACGAAAGCUAUGUUCCAUCAAGCGACUAGCCCUGCACAUGGAAGCCUUCGCUCUUCCAUCCCUAUGCCACUUUUAUCCUUACGAUCAAGCGUCCACAAGACCGCUAUUUCCAAACAGAUCGGUAUCAAAUCUAUGGCUAGUUCUCAAGCACGAUGGUUCUCCAUGACCCGUGAGAACCAUCAGGAACACCGAAGCUCUGGUUCGGUAGCUGAUAAGACUACAACCAAGAAGCUCGUGUCAGAAGCGAUUCUAGCAGAUGUGCCUCUAGUGGAGGUCAAGAAGGUCCUAGUUGUGGGCUCUGGUGGUCUGACAAUUGGACAAGCUGGCGAGUUUGACUAUUCAGGUUCCCAGGCAAUUAAGGCCCUCAAAGAGUCUAAUAUUCAAACUGUACUUGUCAACCCUAACAUUGCCACUAUUCAGACGUCUCAUGCCCUCGCAGAUACUGUCUACUUUUUACCUCGACCUGAUGGCAUUCUUCUGACCUUCGGUGGACAAACAGCGCUCAAUUGUGGUAUCCAACUCGACAAGAUGGGCGUCUUUGACCGCUUGAACGUCAAGGUACUCGGUACUCCCAUCCGCACUCUGCUCGUCAGUGAAGAUCGCGACCUCUUUGCCAAGGCUCUGAAUGAAAUCGAUAUCCCUGUCGCCCCAAUCUGUUGCAGUUCCGAGGAGAUCGGCUUACCCUGUCAUCUUCGAUCGGCAUUCUCUCUUGGAGGUCUAGGCUCCGGUUUUGCUGCCAAUGCUGCCGAGCUUAUGCUCUCUCGGAACAAAGUCCUUGACUCUUUCAGCCCAGAUUCUGGUCGAAAAGUCUAUGAAGGGAUGGAAGGAGUAGAGUACGAGGUAGUGCGUGAUGCAGCAAACAACUGUAUCACUGUUUGUAACAUGGAAAACUUUGAUCCCCUUGGCACCCACACUGGAGACUCGAUUGUCGUUGCGCCGUCCCAGACUUUGAGUGAUGAGGAAUAUCAUAUGUUGCGGGUGGUUGGAGAAUGUAACGUCCAAUAUGCUCUACACCCUGAGAGCUUAGAGUACAAGGUCAUUGAGGUCAAUGCUCGUCUCAGUCGCUCAAGUGCUUUGGCAUCCAAGGCAACUGGAUAUCCUCUGGCGUUCAUCGCCGCCAAGAUCGCUUUGGGUCAUACACUUCCCAACCUUCGUAAUUCUGUCACUAAGACUACAACUGCUUGCUUUGAACCAUCUUUGGAUUAUAUUGUUACAAAGAUCCCUCGCUGGGACUUGGCAAAAUUCCAGCACGUUUCUCGCGAAAUUGGCUCGUCUAUGAAGUCUGUCGGCGAGGUCAUGGCUAUCGGACGUACGUUUGAAGAGUCUUUCCAAAAAGCAAUUCGUCAGGUUGACCCUCAGUUCAAAGGAUUCCAGGCUCUAGAAUUUCCAGAUGUCGAUAAAGUCUUGGCUAACCCCACUGAUCGCCGCCUCUUCGCAGUUGGUGAUGCUAUGUUAAACAAGGGCUACACCGUUGAUCAAGUCCACAAUAUCACCAAGAUCGAUAAGUGGUUCCUCCACAAGUUAUCAAACAUUGUAGCUGUUCAUAAAGAACUUGGAAAGUUCAAUGUUCAGAACCUUCCCUUUGAGCUUCUGCACGAGGCGAAGCGCAAAGGCUUCUCUGAUGCUCAGAUUGCAGGAUUGUUGCAACAGAAGACUACAGAAGACACUAUCCGCAAGGCUCGUAAACAAAUGGGCAUUACACCUUUCGUGAAACGCAUCGAUACACUCGCCGCUGAAUUCCCUGCCGAUACCAACUAUUUAUACACCACAUACAACGCUUCUUCACAUGAUGUUGAAUUCAAUGAUAAGGGCACCAUGGUCUUGGGCUCUGGUGUCUACAGAAUCGGAUCAUCGGUUGAGUUUGAUUGGUGCGGCCUUGGAAAGAAGACUGUUAUGGUCAACUACAACCCUGAGACAGUUUCAACCGAUUUUGAUGAAUGUGAUCGCCUUUAUUUUGAGGAGCUGUCUUACGAGCGUGUCAUGGAUAUCUAUGAGCAGGAGUCGGCACAAGGCGUUGUUGUCUCCGUUGGAGGGCAACUUCCUCAGAACAUUGCCCUCCGCCUUCACGAAAAUAACGCCAAUGUCCUGGGUACAUCUCCUGUUAUGAUUGACGCCGCUGAGGAUCGCUACAAGUUCAGCAAAAUCCUCGAUUCAAUUGGAGUGGAUCAGCCCGAGUGGAAGGAGCUGACUUCUCUAGACCAAGCGUCCACUUUUGCGGAGCAGGUCGGCUAUCCUGUACUCAUCCGUCCUUCCUAUGUCCUCUCUGGCGCCGCUAUGAACGUUGUCCACACUCCCGAAGCCUUGCACCGCUGUCUCACUUUUGCUGCAGAAGUUUCACCUCUGCACCCUGUUGUCAUCACCAAGUUUAUUUCUGGGGCACAAGAGAUUGACGUCGAUGCCGUUGCCCACAAUGGAAAGCUUGUUUGUUCACGCCAUCUCUCAGCAUUUCUUGGUCACAAUUUCAUCACCACUGCCACCCAUGCCCUCUGUGAUACAGAUGUCCCACAAUUCUCUUGGACUCGUCUUGGUGGUGCUGAUCCAUUCUUGGGAGUUGAGAUGGCGUCAACGGGUGAGGUAGCCUGCUUUGGACGUGACAAGGAGGAGGCUUACCUUGCUGCAAUUCAGAGUGUACAAAAUUUCAAAUUGCCUGCCCCCAAUUCAAGUGUCUUGCUGAGCUCGGAUGACUUGACUACCUCGGGCGAUUUGGCUAAAACGGACAAGGACUUCAAAAAUAUGAUCUUGGACGCGUCGGGUGUCUCCUGCAAGUUAGUUGAUUCGCCUAAUUCGUUGCCAUUGAUGCAUAAGACUAUGGCGAAGGAGAACGUUCAGAUGGUGAUUUCACUUGCACGGAAUCGUGCCCAGAAUGUGGCGGAUAAAGAGUAUAUGAUUCGUCGUGCUGGUGUAGAUGCAGGAAUCUCUCUUAUCAACGAUGAGAAAUGCGGUGCAGAGCGUAAGGCAACGUUGGCACAGAGCAAGGAUGGAUCCAAAAUUCCUCCUGAGGUCAAAUCCUGGGCCGAGUUUGUUGGUGGUCGUUAUUAAGGAUGGAUGUAUUUAUUAGCCA